AUGUGGCCCGGUGUAGUAGUCGGGGGAACCCGGCUGGCGGCGGGCGGGGACACGGUGCGUGCGCUGCUUCGCCUCGCCGCCCGCCGGCCCCUGCCGCGGACGCCCGAUCCCCGCCCGGCCCUGCCGCGGAGUUUGCACGUGACAGCGGCCCGCACGCUCCCGCUCAUCCCCAUCGUGGUGGAGCAGACGGGUCGAGGCGAGCGAGCCUAUGACAUCUACUCGCGGCUGCUGCGGGAGCGCAUCGUGUGCGUCAUGGGGCCGAUCGAUGACAAUGUGGCCAGCCUGGUCAUCGCUCAGCUGCUGUUUCUGCAGUCGGAGAGCAACAAGAAACCCAUCCACAUGUACAUCAACAGUCCCGGUGGUGUGGUGACCUCGGGGCUGGCCAUCUACGACACGAUGCAGUACAUCCUGAACCCAAUUUGUACCUGGUGUGUGGGCCAGGCUGCCAGCAUGGGCUCCCUGCUGCUGGCCGCAGGCACCCCAGGCAUGCGGCACUCACUCCCCAACUCCCGCAUCAUGAUCCAUCAGCCCUCGGGAGGUGCUCGGGGACAAGCCACAGACAUUGCCAUCCAGGCAGAGGAAAUCAUGAAACUCAAGAAACAGCUAUACACCAUUUAUUCCAAACACACCAAGCAGAGUUUGCAAGUGAUUGAGGCAGCCAUGGAGCGCGACCGGUACAUGAGCCCCAUGGAGGCGCAGGAGUUUGGGAUCCUAGAUAAGGUCCUUGUACAUCCACCCCAGGAUGGAGAAGAUGAGCCAGAGCUGGUGCAGAAGGAACCGGACACACCGGCCACCACAGUAGCAGCGCCAGAGCCUGCCCCUGCCAGCUCCUAAGAGCCAGGCUGCAACCCCAGGACAUGGGAGAGGUCCAGCGCCACCCCCUUGCUGCUGAGCCUGGAGAAGCCCAGCCCAGAACCAUGAUGUGGGGACUCUUCUGAGACACUGUGAUUUGAAAUUAAAUCUUUCUAGCUUUUCCUUCCCUGUC
Messenger RNA from Suncus etruscus (white-toothed pygmy shrew), 985 nucleotides. RefSeq names its product caseinolytic mitochondrial matrix peptidase proteolytic subunit (gene CLPP). Bases 1 to 834 code for a protein of 277 amino acids. Gene Ontology annotation, biological process: protein quality control for misfolded or incompletely synthesized proteins. The record is from RefSeq and is a predicted model, not a curated record. Gene Ontology annotation, molecular function: ATPase binding; serine-type endopeptidase activity; ATP-dependent peptidase activity. NCBI's taxonomy places the organism in Eukaryota, Metazoa, Chordata, Mammalia, Eulipotyphla, Soricidae. Gene Ontology annotation, cellular component: endopeptidase Clp complex. The transcript is spliced from 6 exons.